GCCGGUCGAUAGUACUGCAGUGCCGUUCUAUACAUUGGGACGCUCGCACGGUUCCCUAAAGAACUCACGACUACUUUGAUCGAGCAUUGUGUUACCGGCUUUUCUAUUCGAAAUUCGAACGAUAAAAUCGCAACAAUGAGCUACCUAGAAAAAGUGGAUAGUUAUUUGGAUGCCCUGAAAAUUGGCAAAAGCGCCCUUGUGGACUCAUGGUUUAUGAUGUCGAGUCCAUCCCCCAUAAUUUCCGUUGUGAUACUCUACCUCAUUGUGAUUGUAUUGGGACCACGUUUGAUGAAGAAGCGACCACCGAUGAAGCUGAACAAGCUACUUGCAUACUACAACGCAGCACAAGUACUGCUUGCCAGUACGAUUUGUAUAAAAGCAUUUAGAAUGGACUUCUUUAGAGAUGGAAUACUUUAUGCCGGCUGCCGAUAUUCAUAUUUAACUCAAAAUGCAAUGUUAUUAGAUUUGGGCUGGUGGUACUUCUUCGCCAAAUUCACCGAAUUGCUUGAUACCGUUUUCUUCGUUUUACGAAAAAAAGAAAAACAAGUUACAUUUCUCCACGUAUACCACCACGUGAUUAUGGCCUUAUAUUCUUGGAGUUACCUCAAGUUUGCGGCAGGCGGCGAAGGGGCCAUACUGGCCCUCCUCAAUUCCAUUGUGCAUGUCGUAAUGUACACUUACUAUUUGUUGUCUGGACUUGGUCCGCGGUUCCAGAAGUAUCUCUGGUGGAAGAAAUAUGUCACCAAAAUGCAAUUGUUACAAUUUAUAUUGAUGCUGGCUUACUGUACCUGGACCUACUUCUCCCCUCGAUGUCAGUUCGCAACCGGAUUCACAUAUUUCAUAUCUGGCAACGUUACCCUAUUUCUUCUUCUCUUUUUGAAUUUUUAUUACAAAAGCUACAAAAUCAAGAGAUCAUCAGACAAGACUGAGAAAAUCAAUGAUAAACAAAAUGGAAUCACCAAUGGCAUCUGUAAACCAAAAGGUUUUGCUUCAGAUAUUUACGAGAACGGUGACAACGUACAAAUAAAUGAUAAGAAAGAUAUUCCAGAUUCUGAAGAAAUUCCGUAUGAAGUUAAUAACGCUUGCGGUGAUUAUGCUAAGAAAGGCAAAAUUUUCUUGACAAGACGCACUGCUAAAGCUGCGUACGGUCCUGAAUAUGACUUCGAUAGUAUAAUAAAGAAAUGAUUUACUUUUAAAGACUUUGGUUAGAAUGGUUAUAUUGAGACUGACGUUUGUGAUUAACCGAAGGUGGAAAUUCUAUUCUACAUAAGUUAAACGUAUAAAAGGGGGAUAGAUAAGUGUUAGAUUUAAUUAAUUUAUUCACUUAAGCUCCUCCUAUUUUAGUUUUAUCUCUGUAUCAGUUGCAUUUUUAUCUUAGUACUUUAUCUUCUUCGUCUAACCUUUUGAUAUUUUAAAUCUUUAGACAGUAGGGUGUUUGGUGUUAUUUUGAACUCACCUCUGCUAAGGGACUAUGGACAAAUUCUAAACUUCAGAGCAUAUCGUAGACAAUAUUCUUACUUUACGCUAAUACUAAUACAAGUGGGACCUUGAGAGUCACAGUAGGUAUAUAUAACAUAUAUAGAAUUUAAUAAUUGUUUUCGUGAGAACCAAUAAUCUGAUAGAAUGUAAUUUAAAUUUAAAUAGUAUACUUUUUGUGACUCUCAUUGUGUUUAAAGUGUAUUAAAGUGAAACAAAACGCUUUAAGAAUAAACAAUAUUUACAAUAACCGCCAACUGCACAAUUAAUUGUAAUUUAGAAUAAGAUUAUUGAAAUAAACAUGUCUUUGGAUAAUUUUUUGAUAAUUUGUUUUAAUGAAAGUAUUGCAAUAAAUUAAAAAUGGAUGCAUAAACAUCAAAUUUAUUCAAAUAAUAAUGUUGUCCAUAUUUAUUUCCAUGAGAGCUGUCUUUGGACCACCAAGUAACGUUGAAAAUGAUUUUGUUUUUUCGUUACUUAUAUGUACAAUGAAAUAUACACGCUACUUUUGAAAAAUCAAAUCAAUCCUAUUAGGAUUGGUCCUUUUUUUUCUAAUUCUAGUUAUUCAUAGUAAAAUUAAUUUAUUUGGCAAAUAAAUUAUAGUGUUUUAAUCCGGUUUUCUUUUUCCGAAGUAGCGGGGAAGAAAUAAUUUAAACUGUUUAGAUCAUUUAUUUAGAAAAUUAAGAUGUUCAGAUUCGUUUUAUGAGUAAAUGCCUAAAUAUCAUUGAAUAUCCAACUUCCCAGAUUUUGGGGAGAAAAUGAAAUAAAAACCUCUGAACAUGAAUUAAAUAAAGAUUAAAUCGGCGAGCUCCACGUGCAUAGGUAAUUUACUGUAUUUUAAUGAAAAAACAGGUGUAAUAUUUUAGUUUAAGUAUUUUAUAAAUCAUUUUCAAUGCUACUACAAAGACAUUCUAUUCUUUAAUUAUUAUUAUCUUUAAUUAUUAUAAGAGUAUCUUCGACGUAAAAUAAAUGAUGAUUUAUAUAUUUAUUAGGUACAUUUUAAUACAAAUGUAAAAAUGAGUUGCCUUUUAAAUAUAUAUACAUGCAAUAAAUUUUAUUUAUGGUAUGGAAUAGCAAAAAUAAUAUAAUUUAAUAAGGUGCCUUAUACAAUACUACAAACAAGCUAUAUUAUCAUUUAUAGUUUUCAAAAUAAAAUUAUGCUGGGAAGUCUUCGCAGGUUGGCAAACUUAUAUGCCAAGAGCGUCGCUGCUGUUGAAUAAAUUGUAUAAAGAAAUGAUAUUUCAAUAUGACUAUUGAAAAAUUGUAUAGUUGCUCCGGGUGUUCUUGUUAUUAUGCACCAACGAAUCAUAAGUACGUAUAAAAGUUCCGCCCAAUAUUAUAUACACAAUGGAAAUAAUGACAGUUUAUGGUGGGUUGCACCGGUCAGCUUUGACGAUAACUUGAACCUGCACUGAAAAACUCUGUGUAAAUGUAAACGACGAAGGCGUGCAGAUUAAUGUCGAAAUUGACUGGUGAAACCCACACUUUCUCUACUUAGAAACAAAAUUUAAAGAAUUUGAAACCCAAUACUUCAUUUUGUAAAACAAAGUUCAGCUUAAUGAUGGUACAUUAUAAAACAGGCAAAUGUUCGUUAAAUUCUUCGCAGAUCUACAGACCAACACGCAGAUCAUCUAGUUGAUCUGUAGAAGAUUUUUAAAACCUAAAAGGCGGUACAAAAUUUUUAAUAUUUCCAGCUGUCAAAUAAAUAUGUUAAUAUUAUCCGUUACGAUCCCUAUUUAUAUAUAUAGGCAUUCCUUCAAAGAUGAAACUAAAAAGUUCUGUCACUUAUGUUGUUAUUACAUUAUGGAUAAUACAUGUAAUUUUUAAUACACGCAUGUUUCGUACGACGUUUUUAAAUACGCAAGAAGGUCUACCACGAAACAUACAAAUAGGUAGCACGAUACUAUUACGCCGAUAUACUCUUUUCUCUAUCGUUUACGUAUUGUGAAAAAAAUAGAGAACGAGUGGACGCAACUACGUUUUACGUAUUUAAUGUUUUAUGGUAGCCCGCCAGAACAUUUUUACGUCAUACUUGUGGCGUAGGUACAUACCUUGUUCCAUAGCCUUCAACACUUUCGCUAGAAUUUUUCUUAUCCAAAAGGGAAUUUUCGAUAAAUUUGUAUGGUUCAUCUGUGUCUCGAGCGAACGUUUAAUUUUGCUAAGGCAUAAUGUAAUUACAGUACAAAAAUGUUAAUUUAAGACGAAGAAACUUAAAAAUAAAAU
Molecule: messenger RNA, 3696 nt
Organism: Plodia interpunctella (Indianmeal moth)
Lineage: Eukaryota; Metazoa; Arthropoda; Insecta; Lepidoptera; Pyralidae
Product: very long chain fatty acid elongase 7-like
Exons: 7
Coding region: 136-1185 (349 amino acids)
Biological process (GO): fatty acid elongation, monounsaturated fatty acid; fatty acid elongation, saturated fatty acid; sphingolipid biosynthetic process
Cellular component (GO): endoplasmic reticulum membrane
Molecular function (GO): fatty acid elongase activity
Source: RefSeq, a predicted model, not a curated record